AUGCCCCAUGUAUCGGCAGCUAGGAUUCGAUUGAUCAAAGAUCUUGAUUCGUUGGAUCUCCCACCUACAGUAACUUUAAGCAUAAAAGCUUCACCACAUAGCAUGGAUAGGAUGCAGCCGCCCAAAUUGGAAGUGGUUGUGAGUCCCGAUGAAGGAUACUACAAUCACGGUUCCAUCAGUUUCAACCUGGAUUUUAACGAGGUUUACCCAAUCGAACCACCAAAAGUAACAUGUUUGAAAAAGAUCUUCCAUCCAAAUAUUGAUUUAAACGGAAACGUCUGUCUAAAUAUACUUCGGGAAGAUUGGUCACCGGCUCUGGAUUUACAAAGUAUCAUUAUCGGGCUUCUUUUCUUGUUCUUAGAACCUAAUCCUAAUGAUCCCCUAAAUAAAGAUGCAGCAAACCUGUUUUGCCAGGACCAAAAAAAAUUUGCAGAAACUGUUAUAUUGACCAUGUCUGGAGGCUCAGUCGAUCAUGUCCUAUAUGAUGACGUAGUUCCUCAUUGA
Molecule: messenger RNA, 504 nt
Organism: Saccharomyces eubayanus
Lineage: Eukaryota; Fungi; Ascomycota; Saccharomycetes; Saccharomycetales; Saccharomycetaceae
Gene: UBC12
Product: NEDD8-conjugating protein UBC12
Exons: 2
Coding region: 1-504 (167 amino acids)
Source: RefSeq, a predicted model, not a curated record